This is a messenger RNA of Hibiscus syriacus, 1985 nucleotides long. RefSeq names its product protein PLASTID TRANSCRIPTIONALLY ACTIVE 12, chloroplastic. Lineage: Eukaryota; Viridiplantae; Streptophyta; Magnoliopsida; Malvales; Malvaceae. The transcript is spliced from 10 exons. The record is from RefSeq and is a predicted model, not a curated record. Bases 156 to 1718 code for a protein of 520 amino acids. Gene Ontology annotation, cellular component: nucleus; chloroplast. Gene Ontology annotation, biological process: positive regulation of DNA-templated transcription; plastid transcription; positive regulation of red or far-red light signaling pathway.
ACUCGCCCUGUACUCGAGCCUUAAAGCUAAACCCCGAAAACCAAACCAAAACCACACUUUCCCAGCUGAUGCCUCUUCAUUUUCUCAGUGCCCAAAUAGAUUAAGUCCGUCUCUCUCUUUUCAAAUUAUAUGUCGAGUAUUAAGUUGAACUGAAAAUGUCAUCUUUAUCAGUUAACUUUCUGUGUAAAGAUAGAUGCGUAACUGCUGGGAAACCAGGCUACAGUCUCUUGCAGACAUCGUCGAUUGGUUAUUUUCCGGCUGGAAUAUUGCAAGUUAGAACUGGCUUGAAUAAAGUGUUGAAGAGAGCUAAUUUAUUUCCUUGCAUUAAGUGUGAGAAGAAGGAUGAGCCAAUCGAGCAUGUGUCUGUUGAACGUCCUCCAUAUUAUAGCUAUAUGGACUCAACAUCUGGGCAGCUUGAACCAGCAUCUGGUGCUCGUGCUAGUAUUCCAGAGGAGGAAUACUGGCCUGAAGGCACUGCUAGUAGAGUUAGGGCUGCCAGGGCGCCUGAACCAACUGGAACUUCGACUGGAUCCCCGUCUUAUGGAAAAAGUCCGGGAAGUAGGAGGAAGAAGUAUAAAACGCUAGCUGUUUCUCAAUCUUCUCAUGUGAGCAUUGAACCAACUGAAACUGUCGUGCCUGAAAUUGUUGAGGACACAGUGGACGAUCCUAAAGGCUCCUCAUCAGAUUAUGUCAUUUACCAAACAGAACCUAAAGAAGAUGAAGAAAGUGGGUAUGAAUUAGACAAGAAAUUUGGACGCCCUCAUCCAUUUAUUGAUCCAAAAGUGAAGAAACCAAUGGAGGAACCACUUACUAGUGAAGAACUAUGGUGGAAUUGGAGAAAACCAGAAAAAGAACAAUGGUCUAGAUGGCAAAGGAGACGACCUGAUGUUGAAACGGUUUUUCUGAAAGCAAUGGCUGAGACUGGGCAAGUGAAGCUCUAUGGUGAACAUCCAACAUUGACUGAAACUUCCCUUUACAGAGCUAGGCGCCAUCUUUUCAAGGAAGAAAGGCUAAAAGCUGAACAAGAAAGACUAGAAAGAAUUGGUCCAAUGGCAUACUACUCUGAAUGGGUGAAAGCAUGGAAAAGAGACACUUCACGUGAAGCUAUUCAGAAACAUUUUGAAGAGACUGGUGAAGAUGAAAAUGCUCAACUGAUUGAAAUGUUCUCUCAUCAAACAGAUCGAGAAUACCGGAUUAUGAUGGGCACUGAUGUCCGUAUCCGAAGGGAUCCUCUAGCAAUGCGAAUGCGAGAAGAUCAAAUAAAGCAAAUAUGGGGUGGAGAUCCCGUUUACCCAACCGUGAACUACAUUCAAGAUCCAGAUGAAGUGAUUGAUUAUAGAGGACCAGAUUUUCAUGAACCGACACCAAAUAUGCUGGCCUAUCUAAAGGAGCAUGGCAAAAUCAUAUCGAGGGAGGAGCUUGAGAAAAUUUUGGCAAAGGAGAAGACUGAAGAACUUGAGAUGACAGAUAUAGAUGAUGCUAUGGCUCGAGCUGUUGAUAUCGGUGAAAAUGAAGAGGAUGAAGAUGAUGACGGUGAAGAUGGUGGUGAUGGAGAAGAGGAGAAAAUCACUCGCAAUUGGAGCGUUCUGAAAUCUACACCUCAGCUUCGAAAGUCAAAGGAUAAGCCGAAAAAGGAGGAUCCAAUGUCCUUGGAAGAGGCUGUGGAUGAUUCUGAGAACCUGACUGAUUUUCUCAUGGACUUUGAAGAAGAAGAGUGAGGGUUCUCUACCGGCUUGAUGCAUACAACAUGAUUUGCUAUCGAGUAAAUUCUCCGAAAUAAAUGCUACAAAACUGAAAAGAGGGGAUGGAUAUGUGAGGGAAGGUGAAGAUGGUGAUUUUGGUGAAACGCCCCAAGGUUUUUCAUGUCGAAAAUGAUCUCUUAUUGAUUGAUAUGUGAGCUACUUGAGAGGGCAUUUGGAAACUUUGGCAGCUGAAUGAACAUUCCAAGGUGGUUCGUUUGCAAUUACUGAUUGGAGGUUUAGCUC